CGGCGUUCGGCAUUGUCGCCGCCAUCGGGAUUUCGGCGGCGGCCGUUGCGAUAUCCCUGACCAUCGUUUUGUUCCGGAUCAUCGGUCCGAAACAGACGCGGUUCGUGGCGCAGAUCAUGGCGGCAGUGAUCGGUGCGGGAUUCGUCAUCGGGCUGCAGGUUGCAGCGAUCCUGUCCACCGGCACGCUGUCGCGCUUUUCCGUUCUGACCUCGGAUGCUGCUCUGUCGAUCGCACCCGAGAUGGACAGCCCGGUCUGGUGGCCGGUGAAGGCCUUGCUUGGUGAUGGCACGGCGCUGCUGUCCUUGCUUGCCGGCAGUCUCAUCCUGCUGGGUGUCACCAUUGCGGUGUUCGCGCCGCGUCUCGGCGAUGACGUCAUCAAGGCCUCCGCGGCGGCAGUGCCGGCGGGGCCUCGCGCUGAUGCGGGCCGGCGUUUCCACACGAUGUCGCGUCAGCAGGCGCUGCGCUGGAAGGAGCUUCUGCUGCUUCGCCGCGACCCCUGGCUGGUGUCGCAGACGCUGAUGCAGUUGCUUUACCUGUUGCCGCCGGCGUUGAUGUUGUGGCGCAGUUUCGCCGACAGCUCCGUCGCGAUCGUGCUGAUCACGCCGGUGAUCGUCAUGGCCGCGGGCCAACUGGCCGGAGGUCUGGCCUGGCUGACGAUAUCGGGCGAAGACGCCGCCGAUCUCGUCGCCACGGCGCCGCUGCCGGGCCGGCAGGUGACCCGCGCCAAAAUCGAGGUCGUCCUGAUUGUCAUCGGCGCGGUGUGCGCUCCGCUGGUCAUUCCGCUGGCGUUCGUCGCGCCGGUGCAGGCCGCCGUCACCGCCGUUGGCGUGAUGAUCUCGGCGAUGUCAGCCACGGCCAUUCAACUCUGGUUCCGCGUGCAGGCGCGUCGCAGCCAGUUUCGUCGCCGUCAGACGUCGUCACGGCUGGCGACAUUCGCCGAGGCAUUUGCGUCAAUCGGAUGGGCUGCGACGUCCGGGCUCGCGCUCGCGAUCGGCAAUCGCCGUGGUGACGGCGUCGGUGAUGCCGGGAUCGUACAGGGAGUGGCCAGCGGUCUCGACGAUACGCAGUUCGGCCUCGGGCCACACCGCGGCCAGUGCAUGCGACGUCGCUGGCGGGCACAGCAGGUCGUAGCGUCCCUGCACAAUGAUGCCGCGAAUGCCGCGCAGCUUGCCGGCUUGCGCCAGCAGUUGCCCGGGGGUGAAGAAGCAAUGGUUCUGGAAGUAGUGCGCCUCCAUGAACGGCGUCGAGGGCAGCGGGCGCGUGCUGGUUCGGAUCGCAUCGAGAUCGAGCCGGGUGCGGCCGGGCUUGUGUUCCGACAGGAUGCGUUCGGUGUCGUGCCAGGCACGGGCCGCGGGCGUAUGCACGGCGGGAUCGGGAUCGAGGAUGCGGCGCCAGUAGGCGUCGAGCGGCUGUGCGCGCUCUUCAGCCGGCAGCAGGCUCAGGAAGUCGUCGUUGAGGGCGGGAUAGAGCGUCCGCAGCCCGCCGAGGAAAGCCCAUUCGAGUUCGGCGCGGGUGCCGAGAAAUGUGUCAAUCGUAUGCUGAAGUUUUGGGAUCAGCCGGGCGGCCUGAUCGCCGUCGACGGCGAGGAUGGUUUGCGGGGCGGCGCCGAACCAGCGGCCAUCCGCGGCGAAGCCGUUGAUGCGGAUCGGUUCGCCCCAAGCCGUGUAAUCGUAUCGGCUGUAGCCCGAUGCGUUGGGCGCCUUCAUCACGAUCCACGUGUGCACGGCGAAGAUGCCGCGCCAGCUGACGGUGCGGGCCGCGAACACCCGGAUCAUGGCCUCGGGGUGUUCGGCGGGGGCGGGGAGCAGCCCGGCACUCGAUCGAUCGGCAAUCUGCCAGUUGCCACGACGUUCACCCAGGAAAUAGCCCGCCGCCGAUACACUGAUCGGGGCCAGAACCAGCAACAAUAUCAGGAUCAAAAGGCGUCUCACGGUCCGGGUGGGGCUGUUUUGCCAUCUUGAUAUAGGAUCGUCUCCGGGGACUGCCAGUUGCCUGGGGGGAUUCUGAUCUGGCCGCCCUUGCUUUGGCAUCACGUGGUGCCUCGGGAUGAG
Molecule: messenger RNA, 2051 nt
Organism: Chara braunii
Lineage: Eukaryota; Viridiplantae; Streptophyta; Charophyceae; Charales; Characeae
Source: the annotation of a GenBank genome assembly